UCGCGAGAAAGCGGAUGUCUAGACGUGCAUAAGCAUAAGGACCACUACGCUAUAAAAAUCAUAAAAAGUUGUGUAACAACGACUUUCUGACGACUAAUACUAGUAUGGAAAUUAAUUUCUACCAAUGUAUAUGUAAGGCACUAGAAGACUUCUAUACAACUAGGUAGGAGUUGUAGCAGGUUUUUCUUUGAAUUGGACUCGAGAAAAUGAAGGGUCUCCUUCGCGCUGCUGCCGCAGGACGAACUGGUGCUCCUAAGAAACGUGUCGUAGCCUCCUCGUCCGAAACUGAAUCAUCCACCACGAAAACCGCAGAAACAGCUGGCGCUUCGUGCAUUGAAAUGGGCACUACGACUACCACGAACGGAGGAUCUACAAUCACUCCGUUGCUGACGAGCAUCGCCCUGGACCUACCCACUCCAUCUAGCAGCUCCACUUCCUCUUCCGCCUUACCUUCAAAUCAAAGUAGACCUUUCCCUGACGUCACCGUAGUCCGCAGAGUCAUCUCGCCUGAAGAUGAUGUCGAACUAGCGAAAUUCUUGCGCGGCGAGAAGCGUGAGUGGUCGUGUUACGGCUGUACCUAAUACAUCUUUGGACGUAUCCUUGGAACUACGUAUGGAGGAGUAUCCACCUAAGGGAAUAAUACUCUCCCAUAGUACUACUUUUCAAGGAUGCACUUGAAAGAUGAAUUACGGACCGCUCUAAUGGUGGACACAACUUCGUGGUCGUCGCGUCAUGAAACUCGGUGGCGACGUCACUAGUCGAGGUCUUGAGGAGAUAGAGCCAUUGCCUCCAGUGUUGCACAGAAUAGCCAGACGAAUCGCGGAACGAUUCUUUGUUGACGAAGACGUCGGAGGUGAAGAGUGUGUCACUGACGGAAACGAUGUGAAAACCAGACAACUAGGUGGACUAUCUUCAGAUCAACAAGAGCAUGGUCGUAACAAGAUCAUGAUGAAGAAGAUUCCAAACCACGUCUUGGUAAACGACUACCAACCUGGGGACGGCAUAAUGCAUCACGAGGACGGGCCUUUGUAUCAUCCUGUAGUAGCGAUUCUAUCGUUGCAAUCCUGUGUCCGAUUUGAAUUUGUGCGGAAGGAGGAAACUACUUCGACUUCGGACGAGGUGUCCCAAAACAGUGAGAUCGAAAGAACAGACGAAGACGCUAGUCUUAGGCGAAAAAAAAAUAGGCUGCUGGAAAUCGAUUCUCUUGAUGCAUAUCACGCCAAAAGCACUAGGACGAAAAAGCCUGAAAACUCAGAUUCAUCUCUAGUAAGCAUUCCACUUCCAGCUCGUUCUCUUCUAGUCUUCCGUGGCAAAGCAUACACCGAUUGGAAGCAUGGCAUUGCUUUCACUAGAUUCGACAAUAUUUCAGACCAGGAGUACAAAGAACAUGUCCUACUUGAAGGAGAUGGACGAGAUGAAGAUGGAGAUAGUCCUCUUAAAACUGAUGAACUCGGAGAAAGUGAGUAUUUCCGAGAACAAAACGUAAUGAAACGUGGAACAAGGAUAAGCUUAACUUUUCGUUAUGUGCCGCCGGCAAAAAUUGAUGAAGUUGAAGGAUAGAAAUAAUUAUAAGAAGAUAUAUAUAAUUGCGGAUGGUUAUGGUGUCAGUGUCAGAGGAAG
Messenger RNA from Amoebophrya sp. A25, 1620 nucleotides. Lineage: Eukaryota; Dinophyceae; Syndiniales; Amoebophryaceae. The record is from the annotation of a GenBank genome assembly.